AUGUUAUUAGAUCGUGUGUUUUUCAAGCCUUUUAAACAGGCUUACGGAUCAGCAAGUGCAUCAUGGAUGCGUCAGAAUCCUGGUGCUCGACUAACAGAUUAUGACGUUGCUGGACUGACAAAUAUAGCGUUUACCAAAGCUGCUAGAUUAGGGAUAGCCCAAAGUGGUUUCCGUUGCACAGGUAUCCAGCCUUAUAAUAGAGACGUGUUUUCAGACCUAGACUUUUUAGGUUCUGCGUUAACUGAUAUACCGAUUGAAGAUAGAUCUAGUCAAUCAACAGUCCAGGCUCCUAGUCCUGCAGCACCAGAAAAUGAACCAGGAUCGUCAAUUAGCGCUCUAUCUGUGUCGUCACCUGCCUUUCGACUUCAUGAAGCAAUACCAACCAUGAACAUUGAACAAAUAGCUAGCGUUCCAGCUGUGUCUUUAGAAAAUUUACAAGAGGCGGGGCCAAGUGCACGUAUUGAUAUUGGGAACAUUAAUGAUGUGCUUAAGGUUUUGUCACCUCUACCAGAUGCCUCAAAGAAAAGACUGACAGCUAGGAAAAGAAGAACACAAAAAUGCGAGAUUUUGACAUCUUCGCCUUAUAAAAAGGAAUUAAUGGAGAAAGCUAAAGACACUAAAGCUAUGGUAAAGAUAAAAAGAAACAUGAAAAUGCAGGUGAAAGCGAAGAAAGUUGCAUCUGAGCCAUAUUCGCAACAUCAGGAGACGGAAUGCAUCAUUUGUGGUGAAACAUUCGAUGAGGAUUGGAUCCAAUGCAAAAUAUGUGAAGACUGGGCUCACGAAGCAUGCGUUGAUAUAAAUCCAUCCGAUUUGUACUACAACUGUGAUGUAUCUGUCGCUAAAAAACGAUUUGGUCACUAA
Arctia plantaginis is the source of this 861-nucleotide messenger RNA. Lineage: Eukaryota; Metazoa; Arthropoda; Insecta; Lepidoptera; Erebidae. The record is from the annotation of a GenBank genome assembly.